GGCAAAUGAAUCAAAAUCAUGGUAUGAAAAAUACUGUUAGGCGCUGGCGAUGUCAUAUCUGCUUGGAAAAAAAGAAGUACGCACUGAAACAUCGGGCUUCACAAGAAAACCGAAAACCUCUUUCACAGAAAUUUUAUCCUUUCGAUGAGCAACGAUAGCGCAAAGUUUUGCAGUUCAUUAGCAAUCAAUGGGAUUAGGUCCGAGAAACCACACCAACAAGACAUCUGUAGUUCCCAUGACUGCCGUCACUACUGCUGCAUGUGCAAAUACAGAGGAUGCUGCCGCGAUGGACGAAAUUGAUAUCAUUUCAUCCUUCUUCCUAUCCCUGCCCGACAAUUGCGCUUUAGCAUGCGCGUCUGUUUCAAAAAUGAACAAGGGUGCUACCAAUUCUGCCCCCUACCAGGGAAAGCAAUCGUCCGGCCCGACUGGAGCAACAAGUGGGAAGGCAAAAUGUCACCAGCAAAAGAUUAGUGCUCGAGAUGCCAAGAACGACUGGAACAAGAAGCAAAUGAAACCAAAAGGACAACGCAUUCCUUGGGCAUGGAUCUUGUCGUUUUCUUCGUCAUCUCAGAACCAUGCCAAAUCGUCCGCUAUGAAGUCGGCAGCGAAAUCCAAAGCAACAGCUGCUGCGAAUGCCACCGCGCACCAAAGAACAGUCAAACAUUCCCCCUCUUCCGAACGGUUGCAAAAAAAGCUGGAAAAAAUUUACAACCGCGAAAAGAAAAGAAACUUGGCCAAGAAGAAACGCGGCUGGCCACCGAUUUGGAAGAGAGAUAAUAAUAAUGGCACAAGAUCCGGGGAUAUCGACUGCUCGUUUUUGGUCGAUAGCUAUGGAUUUGAGGCGUGCCAUAUCGAAGUCUAAGAAGGGCUGUUCGAGGCUCGGAGGCAUGGACCAUAUGCAUCCACACAUUCGUAUUCCGCCCUGUAUUGUAGGUGAAUGGAAAUUGAAACAAUCCAUCCGAUCCAUUGAAGGCGACCGGGAAAGGCAUGCUGACGAAAUGAAAUUCGCAAAGAAGAGAAAAAUCUAUCUCAACCGAUGGCUACACCUCCAAAUUAGGGGAUAUCAGUAUCCAAUGCAUGUUGAAUGCAAGAGAAAAGAGAAAACGAGGUCAUUAGCACCACAUUAUUGCCAUCAUAUCAAUUGAUGCACAACGCAUCAGUAAAUCGCGCGAGUAGAGAAAUAGAUAAUUCUAAUGUCU
Molecule: messenger RNA, 1199 nt
Organism: Pseudo-nitzschia multistriata
Lineage: Eukaryota; Bacillariophyta; Bacillariophyceae; Bacillariales; Bacillariaceae
Source: the annotation of a GenBank genome assembly